UAAACGCGGACCUGGAGGGAAAGUCUGCUUUCGUCAGGCUUGAGUAGGCGGCGUGUAGCAACUACUGGCAGUGAGUCAGAAUUGUGAAACUUGGGAAGUCUGGGAUGAGUACCGCUGGCGUUGGGAUCGAGAGCAGAGGGGGCCGAGCCUGAAGCUUUCUGCUCGGGGACUGGCGGAUCGGUAACGGCACGGCAAACGCACCGGAAAGGAUGGGAGAGACUCCGGUCAGGGAGGGCAGCACGGUGACGCGGUCUGCCGAGUAUGUGGGCUCCUUCCUGGUGGAUGACUACUGCCUGGAUGAGCAGAUUGAGCGCCUGCAUGCGCAGCUGCAGUCUCUUAAGACCUGCAGGAGAAGGCGGUCAGUCUCUCUGAAGUUCUCCAUCAGAGGGGUGAAGAUGUACGACGAGGACGAGACUACUCUGCUGAUGGCUCACGCACUGCGCAGGGUGUCUCUCUCCACCGCCCGCCCCGCCGAUGCCCAGUUUGCCUUCGUCUCGCACAACCCUGGCAACUCGGAUGCCCAGCUGUACUGCCACCUCUUCAAGGCCCGGCACGCUCGAGCGGCCCAGUUUCUGAACCUGCUGCUGUGCCGCUGUUUCCAGCUGUCCUACCUGGAGAGGCACCCGGAGGCGGCAGGGGGGCUGUCCACCAGCCCCCUGCACCCCUGCCCUCCCUCCCUCCUGAACCAGGGCUUCCCCCUGAGCGUCAGCGCCCUGGUGUCCUUCCGCCGGGCCCCCACACAGGGGCUCCUACCCGGAGAGAAGAGCUCCUGCAGACCAGCGGAGGAUCUGCAGAGCAGCCCAGAUGAGGGCGGCGCCCCCUCCUCUCCCACCCUGGUGCGCAAGAAGGCCAUACGCAACAAGGUGCUGCGCUCUGGGGCCUACCGCUCCUUCUGCUACACCCAGCACAAACAGCGCCACCUACAGGACCGGCUGAACUCUGAGCAAGGAAAGGGGCAGCCGGUCCCCGUGUCGAGGAAGCGGCCCCUCAGCCUGGCGGAGACGGAGGAGGCCCUGGCCGAGAUGGUGUGGUCCUGGGCCGGGAUCUCCAGUAAGGUCAGCUCCACCCUGCUGGAGGAGGAUGUCCUGGGCUCCUACCUGCUGGUUCCCCAGCCUGAGCUGCCUGGCUGCGGCUCUCUCACUGUGCGCUACCCCUCUGGCCUGGUCACGCACACCAUCAGACACGCCUCCAACGGGAGAUACCUGCUCCAGGACUGCCACAAGGAAUUUGACACUAUUGCGGGCCUGAUAGAGUAUUACACUGAGUUCCGUGGGGAACUGGCAUGCCCACUGAGCAGUGCUCGGGUGAACCACUGCUACGAGUGGGAAGAGAAUGUGGGAAAGACCCAGGCUGUCGGCCUACGGCAGGGCUUUAACAGACGCGUCUCCAAGAACAGCCAGACUGAGGAGUGGGUUUAACCCCCAUCUUCGGGCUCAGAUUUAUUUACCUCUACAUCUCACACUCAGAAAUGCAGCGGGAACAGCUGGUUUCUCAGUUUGGGAUAUAAAUCACUAGAUUGGUUUAACCUUUUUUGUGUUUUUUAAGAUGUACACAGUCCACUCGGUGAUGUUGCCAGUGUUUGUUUCUUGGCUCAGCCACUCCAGGGAAGCAGGGAUCAGCAGUUAGAGUUAGGGUUUCUGUGGGGUGGGAGGAGGGGGUACUCUGUAAAUAUCAGUCUGACAUGUAUAAUAAUGUAUUUUGUAUACUUCGUUCUCUGAGGUGAACUUUUGUAGGAGUUUUAUACCUUAGCACUUUGUGGGAUUUUUGAAAAAGCUUUUUGUAUUUAUACCAUGGUGUUCUACCCUUUGC
Molecule: messenger RNA, 1809 nt
Organism: Megalops cyprinoides (Indo-Pacific tarpon)
Lineage: Eukaryota; Metazoa; Chordata; Actinopteri; Elopiformes; Megalopidae
Gene: sh2d5
Product: SH2 domain containing 5
Exons: 10
Coding region: 210-1418 (402 amino acids)
Cellular component (GO): postsynaptic density
Source: RefSeq, a predicted model, not a curated record